Messenger RNA from Anopheles coustani, 4512 nucleotides. It is a transcript of the gene Naus, whose product is annotated as CTTNBP2 N-terminal-like protein. The transcript has 6 exons. The coding region runs from base 518 to 3022 and encodes 834 amino acids. Lineage: Eukaryota; Metazoa; Arthropoda; Insecta; Diptera; Culicidae. The record is from RefSeq and is a predicted model, not a curated record.
GGUUCGCGAAGAGUUCUUGAAUAGAAUAAGAGCUUAGCAUACCUCUAAGUGAACGGCAGUGAAAAGUUGUACGGGAAGCGAUGAUUGAUGUCGUAAAAGUGUAGGGUAGUGAGACGGUGGAAAGUUCUGUGUUCUUUGUAAGCGCAAGAAAAAGAAGCCUGUUCUGUGUGUGCUCGUGACUUCAUCUCAGUCACGAAUCCCCCGUGACGUAGUGCCGUCUUAGCAUCCGAAGAAAGGGGAAAACAAGUAAAUCAAAUCAGAAGAAAAGGUUCCAAUAAGAGUACAACACUCCAUCCACACCACACCGCCUCCACGCUGGUCACUCUUCAUCGUCCACCAAACCGUUGUCUUCUUCGUUUUCUUGGGGAGUGGUCGUUUCGGAGCAAGGACUUUUGUCAAGGUCUGGUGUGGUGUUUGCAAACUUCGGGGCUUCGGUUAGCCUUCGUCCUUUUUUCUCAGCAUCCGUAUAACGAACGGCGGCACACUGGGAACCCGAUUGAAACUCUGUCGGCAAACGAUGGCGGAAGUAGGCACCAGUUCCAGCGGCGACGGGGAGUCGGCCGCUCCGGACAAACCGAAGGGCACGGUCAAGUUUACCGACGCCGAUCUGGCCGCUAUCAAGCAGACGAGUGACACUUGGAAGCGAAAUCCUAAAAUGGAUUUCAGCAAAGCGGAUUUGCUAAAGUUGCUCAGCUACCUGGAGGGAGAACUGCAGGCUCGCGACGUCGUCAUAGCGGUCUUGAAGACGGAAAAGAUAAAGCAGCUGCUCACUACGCCCCGUUACAGCAAAUCUACAAACCUGAACGAUCCACAUGCGGCACUGUUCCGUGAUCAGCUUGCGGCCAGCGGGAACAUCGCAAGUCGCCAGUCGUCAUUCCAGGCUGCCCAUUCGGAACACGAGAUGCGCCUAAUCAAUGACCAGCGAAGCAGCGUUCGCGAGCAAAUGGACUCACUGGCCGCUCUUGUGAUGCAACAGCGCCAGGCACAGGCAAAGAUGAUCGAAGCGCUCAAGGAUGCUGAAGAACGUCAUAAGCGAGUCGUACAGGAGCUGUACGACGAGCGGCGGAAACAUGAACACACGACGGCUCAAGGAGACGACAUUACGUACGGGCUCGAGAUCGAGCGGUCCCGGCUGAAGCAGGAACUGGACCACGAAAAGGAGCAACACAAGGCGCUGGAGAUUGAGCUGCGCAAGGUUCAGGAGCAGUUCGAGGCAGAAAAGAAUCGUCAGAAGCAAAUUGUUCUGCUGCUACUCGCCGAACGCAAGAAGAUUAUCAUAAAGUACAUCGAGGAGCGUAAGCGGAGCGAAGACUUGGCUCAGAUCCUUUCGGAAGAGAAACAGCGCGUCGACACAAUUGCGGAGGGGCUGGAAGAGGAGAGCAAAAAAUCGCUCCGCAUGGAAGCGGAACUUGAGAAACAGGCGCAGGUGUUUGAGGUGGAACGUAAAAUGCUACACCAAAGCCUGGCAAAGGAAGAGAAACGAGUAAAAGAGCAAGAAAUCGAGAUACAGCAGCUGAAGGCGGAGAUAGAUUUGCUUCGGAAGCAAACCGGUAUACGACACCCGUUAGUGGCACCGCAACUACCUACCAAGCCGGGAGGCCUAGUUCCAUCCCGUCCUUCGAUCGCUGGUGGCCUCGUCGGUGGAAUACCUUCGGGCGGUAACGCCACCGGUACUCCGGGAAUAGUCACAACGGUGGGCAGUACCACAGCUGCGACAGCGGGAUCUAUCGGAAUUGCAGGCGUGCUGCCGGGGCAGAUGAUAAGUAGCAUGGCUACGAAAGUGGUCCAGCCGACCGCCACCGUAUCGAGCGUGCCCGUCUCUGCACCAACAACCGGGAUUGCUCGAUCCGUUUCACCCGGGCAACUGAUCAGGCAAACGGCAAUAUCGCAACUUUCGGUCACGGCUCCGCCAACAGUCGGCGGUAACAGUAGCCCGGUGGCCCCGGCCGGCACCGGAGGAUCUCCCGCCGGCGCAAUACCGUCGGAAACCUAUGCAAACACCACCGGAAAGAUGGCGAGUACGGGCGUACGUAAGGCAGCCGGUAUAGCCGCUGCCACGGUAAUAGCUGGCGGCGCAGGAACAGGAGCAACGUCACCGGCGGCGGCAACGAAUUCCUCGGCGAUGUCUGGCUCCACGGCGACCAUGAAGAAGACAAUAAUUCCACCGGUCGGAGGCCGUGGAGUGCCACCACCGAUCCCGCCCAACAAGCCCCAAAUUCCGCCGAAGCUGUCCGGGGUAUCGGCGGUCGCUGCGGUCGCUGCGGGAGCUGUGUCGUCUCGUAUACCCUUUCUCAGCAACAGCGGAAGCAGCAGUAGCAGCAGCAGCGGGAGCAGCACCGGAUCGUUGGGCAGCAGCAACACGACUCCUGUUAGUCCCGUCAGCAGUAGUAUCAGCAGUAGCGCACUCAGUAGCACGGCCACCGCAAGCAGUCUCAUCAAUGCGUCUGCCAUGAGUAGUAGUAACAAUGUAGCAAGCAUCAGCAACAACAGCAGCAACAGCAUCAGCAGCAUUAAUAGCAAUAGUGUGCUCCCACCACCAUCAUCAAUAUUCUCAUCAUCAUGCGCUCCCGGCAUCAAUGCAAACGCAACCCCAAUCCAGAGCACCACUCCCGGCAAUAACGCUGGCCCGAUCGCGCCAAACGCCUCACACCAUCAUCCGUUUCUUGUGUCACAUCUGUACACGAACCAUCCUCACGCUCAUCCUCAGUCUCAUGCCCAUCCGUCAACCGGUUCGUCCGGGGGUGUUGCCAGUGCACUUUCGCCGUCCGCCAAUAAUGUUAUCGCCUCUUCUACAGCUGGCAGUGCCGUUGUUGGAGCCAAAUCCGUCGCAACCACAAGCCCAGCAGCAGCAACCGUGUCCGCAGCAGCAGGCUCCAUCGCAGCACCAACAGCAACAACAAUCCCUUCCCAACCACAAAGUGUUACGCCGACAGCCUCAUCUGCCACACCCGUUUCAUCAGCCCCCCCAGGUGGGCCAUCCGAAAUACUGACCAACGUCGGUUGCGAAGGUGGGCUUGCAUAAAUCCGGCGGCCGCUAGUAGUUGGACGUUGAAGGAAUUGUUCAUGGUCGCUCGACAUUUGGGUGGGGGUGAAUAAGAAAUAUUUCUUCACCCUCGCCCGCCCCACAUUAAUGUUUUUUGCCAUACUAUGCCACUGGUUUUUUAAUUCGACAAGUUUCCCUAAUGAACGUGACAAUGCACACUGACUGGUUGGGAGCAACAGCCAAACCCCUCUUGCUUCUACUUCUUGACUACGAAACUGGAAAGUGUGUUUCGUUUCUUCUUAAAUGGUUUGCACUUCCUUGCGUCCUACGUAAGAGGUAGUAAUCAACCGGAGGUACUACUGUUCAACGAAAUAUGAAUGUGACAUAAUUGGUAGUUCUAAUUCUCAACGAAGAGUACGAAGACGAUCUUCUCUUAAGGGUACAGUGAGCACAGAUUUAUUUACAUCACCAUCGUCCAUUUAUUUAGUAUAAUUUUAGCUAAACUUUAGAUUCAAUUUAAAUGUGUAUGUUUUAAACUGAUUAAUUGAUUCAAUGCAAAUUGUUUCCAAUUUUUGUUCGAUUCAGGGGAAUGAAUAAUUUUUAUUCUUUAACACGUUAAUCGCCAUGUCAGUCCCUGGGGACUGAUGGUGAACUUUCCGUUCACGCCACGUCGGUCCUUAGGGACUGACGAAUCCAUGAGUCGUGUCGGUCCGCCAGUGUCGGUCCGCCAGUAUCGGUCCGCCAGUGUCGGUCCGCCAGUGUCAGUCCGUCAGUGUGCUUCAUUUUCAUGGACUCUCUUCGUUUCUUUCUUUCCACUUCGUUUCGUUUCACCGCUGCUAAUCGUGGCAGUGACUCGAACACAAACAUCGAACGAAAUUGCAGACCGAGUGGCGUUAACGGAAAGUGUCACAAAACAGGCUGGGCGGUUAACGUGUUAAUAAGCCGUGUGACACUAUGUAUGUAUUGUUGGCAAAAUUGUUAGCAGUAUUUGCUGGAUUGCUAGAAGACAAGAAAAAAACGACACGGGUCAUGCGUCAUCGUUUUGGAAGUUGCUUCCACAAAAGUGCAAGUUUUUGGUUCAUUUUGUACGUCCAAAACAUGCAAAAGAUGCUACUUAAAAUUCCGUUCACAUGAAUUUACAGUGAUAAUUUUAGCCACCGGAGCGUCGAACUAGCUGAUUGUGAUUUUAUUUUUUGUUGAGACAUCUACAUUACGUUUUAAUUUAAAGAAAAAUAUUAUACAUAUUUACGAAAAACUUAGGCUUAUCACGCGUUUCAAAUGAGCAAAAUAAGUGUGGUUUAAACAGUUUCGGAUCAGUAACAUCACAUUCGCAGCCAUCACACCAGACCUCAUGGGAAUCCUACAGCAUCCAUGAAACAUCACGUGCAAUCCAUUUGUUCACAACUAUAGCGUGUCCAUCCAAUCAACAUCACAUAUGAAUUAGAUAUACAGAGGCAAAAUAGACGGAUAAAUAUUUCCUCACGUGUUAAUGUUGAAUAAAUAUAGUAUUAUAUUGCCUCAGUCUAUAA